Messenger RNA from Paramecium sonneborni, 1614 nucleotides. The record is from the annotation of a GenBank genome assembly. Lineage: Eukaryota; Ciliophora; Oligohymenophorea; Peniculida; Parameciidae.
AUGUAGCAUUCCAAAAAAUCAAAUAUAAGUAUUAAAGAAGUUCAACAUGAGAAAUGCUUGAAUUGUAAUAAACCAUUUAUCUCUUCUCAAUUGAAAGAUCAUUAGGCUAUCUGUGCUGUAAUUAUAUCAGAAAAAGAUUUCGAAAAUUUGGAUUAAUAGCUUGCUCUACUGAUUGAAUAAAAUAAAUUUUAAUCAAAUAUAUUUGGAUAUCCCAAUCAAGCUAAUUAAAAUUAAUAAUUAAAACCUAAAAUUUAAAUAGGAAUAGAAAAUGUUCCAGAACCAAUAAAACACAAUUUAUUAUCCAUAAAGCCAGCUUUCUUAUAAAAUUAAGAUUUAUAAGUUUACCUAGAAAAAAAACAAGUUUCUUCAAAUUAAACCCAACCUCAAUCAUAUAAAAUUUAAGAAUAAUUUGAUAUUUAACAAUUAAAUUAAUAAGAUUAAUUUUAAAGGGAUGAUCUCAAUAAAUCUAAACAGAAUUAGAUAAAGAUUACAGAAAAUUAAAUAGAACCUCAAUAAUUUCUUGUUUAAAAUAAAAUAACUUAAGAUGCGAUACAAAAUUAAAAUUUACAUAAUACAAAUACUCAAUUUGAAAAAUACUAAUAAAAAUAAAUUCCUUUAGAAAAUAAAUUGCAGGUUAAUUCAAAUACACUAAUUUAAGAAAAGAAAAAUCUAAAAAAUGCCAUAAAAGAAAUAGAUGAUUAGUAAUUCAAUUAUCCAUAUACUUCAAAUAUUUAAGAUGUACAAUAGCAAGUAAACAGCAAUUAAUAAUUUGUUUAGAAUUUAUUAGAUUAAAAUAAAAUUUUUGAUAUUUAUCCUCUGAAGAUUUAAUAAUAAUAAUAAUAAUAGUUAUCAUUCUCAAAUAACUAAUUGUUAUUAAAUGAAGAACAAGAACAAUAGUUUCAAAAUUUAUAGUAAGGCUAAUAAUUAAUAUAUUAAUAAAAAAAUAAAGAUAUUAAAAUUUAUUUAGAAGAGCCAAAAAAUAGUGAUUUAAAAAAUGAAGAUUAAAGUAAAUAAGCUUAGGAAAUAAUAAUAAUAUCGAAAAAAAAAGUUCAAAAAGAAAAAUCGCUAAAUGAAAAAUAGAUUAUUGAAAUUUAAACUUAAUAAAACUAAAAGUAGAUUAAUUAAUAAAGUUUACAAGACAAUCAAAAGAAACAAAAAGAAUUUAAUUAAAGUUUAUAACCAUAAUAAAAUAAACAAAGAUAGGCUGAAAAUAAAAAAAUAAAGAUAAGCUUAAUUGACAGCAUUGCAAGUAAUAAGAAUCAGGUAAGUUAAUAAUUUUUAUAUUAACCUGGUAUAAUCAUUACAGAUUAGCAAGUAAAUUAAAUGUCUCCAGAAGAAAUUUACGAGUAUUUCACUUAAUUAGAUUAAUAAAAUUAAGUAGGAUUAUAAAGCAAGAUUAAUUUAUUAGAUAAUCAACGAGUAAAAGUAAGUGCAACAGAAAAUUGUCCAAUUUGUAUGGAAGAUAUCUAGCCCUAAAAAGAGGCUGUUGAUAUUAGAUUAGAUUGCAAUCAUUUAUUUCACUAUGAUUGUAUCAAGUAAUGGUUAUUGUAAUAAAAAUUCUGCCCUAUAUGCAAAGAAAGGAUUUAUUUAAUUAAUUACUAUAAUUUUGAAUGA